AUGUUAAGAGAAUCAACAACAUUCCGAAGACAACAGCAACAUCCUUCCGAAGACAACAGCAAUGACCUUACGAAGACAACAGCAGCAACCAUCCGAAGACAACAGCAACAACCUUCCGAAGACAACAGCAAUGACCUUACGAAGACAACAGCAACAACCUUCCGAAGACAACAGCAACAACCUUCCGAAGACAACAGCAACAUCCUUCCGAAGACAACAGCAAUGACCUUACGAAGACAACAGCAACAACCUUCCGAAGACAACAGCAACAUCCUUCCGAAGACAACAGCAAUGACCUUACGAAGACAACAGCAACAACCUUCCGAAGACAACAGCAACAACCUUCCGAAGACAACAGCAACAUCCUUCCGAAGACAACAGCAAUGA
This is a messenger RNA of Mya arenaria, 387 nucleotides long. Its product is annotated as submandibular gland secretory Glx-rich protein CB-like. NCBI's taxonomy places the organism in Eukaryota, Metazoa, Mollusca, Bivalvia, Myida, Myidae. The record is from RefSeq and is a predicted model, not a curated record. Bases 1 to 387 code for a protein of 128 amino acids. The transcript has 2 exons.